AUGAUAUUACCUCCAGAAAUAGUCUACGAGGUCUUAACGUUCCAGUUCUAUGACCUCAUGUCCAACAAUCAUCCCAGUAGUCCCGAGAAGUUCUACUCAAACCUGCGAAUCUUUCUGCGAAGUAACUUGACGGUCAACAAGACAUUUUAUCACAUCUGCAGGGUGUUACUGUACCGGUAUCUGAACUUUACGUCUGCCAGGGGUUUCAAUAAACUGCUAGAGUCGUUGAGAAGUAGUCCUGAAGUGCUGCGUUACAUUGAAGUCGCGGAUUUCCAGGAACUAACAUCCAUUGGGCUCGGGAGAUCUGGACAGAUGAACAAGAGCAUCAAAAACCUUACAAACGAGACUCUGUGGGAGUUUUUGAGCUACACACAGAGAAGUCUCAGGGAGUUUUUGGCCAGUGAACACAUCCAGGCAGACUUGGACGAACGCAUUAUUCAUUUUCUCUUGGAGCCAGGUACGGUUCUCAGCGUUGUCGACUUCUGUGGCUGUUCCCAUGAUAGCUUUACUACUAGGUUUUCUGCAGCUGUGGAGCAGCUUUAUAGCAACGAUCAGCCAAUUGCUUACAAUUACCAGAUCACCGCUCUUGGCCUCAACGACUGCACCACAAUUACACCCAAAACUUUGGGACGACUCUUGAUGACGCUUCCAGAGCUCCAAAAGCUAGAUCUCGCUCGAACUGCCAUCGACGACCGUACCUUGAUCAGUGAUAUCCCGCAUUUGAAGAAUCUCACCCAUUUGUCGCUCGCGAUGUGCUCUCAACUGACACCAAGAGGGGUUUUGGAGUUUUUCAGCUAUCACCCCGCAGUAACAGACAAAGACAACAUCUCUACACUACAAUGGCUCAAUGUACAAGUUCAUCCUCACUCGUCCUCUUGGACAGACGUGCAAUUGAUGUUUUUACUCAAGAAACUAUGCCACUAUGGCCAUAACAAAACCAUGCAAUACCUCAAUAUUGGAGGGUUACCAAUGCAUAUCACAGAUGACACCACCGCUGUCAAAACGACAAGUUACUGGCAGUGUCAAGACACACUGCAUUUCAUCAAGAUAAACUUUCCUAGACUGAAAAGUCUGAGCAUUAAGGAUAACAACAUUACGAUUCCCAAAUUAACGCAUUUUCUGUCGCCGCUUCAAAAUGAAGAGGUGGCACCUCAGCAUUUAAAGUUUCUCAACAUAGCCAAUAACGCUUAUUUGAACAGAUGGACCAUUCAGGACCCUGCAAUUUUCAGUCAUUCGAAGACCCUCUGUGCUCUCGAGAUGUCAUUUGACCCAUGGCAGCAAAUUGAAGCUUCCAACGCGAAGCAUGAAAUAACCUGUCGGCUUUCUAACAGUAAGUCUUUGAUCCAGGACUAUUCGUUGUCACAGUUGGUGAAAUGGAGGUGUUACAUUGGAUCUGCUUAUGGCAGGAGAUACUGGAUUUACAAAACCGACAAGUACUUGAAUCGAGAAGAUCUCGAAACCCGAGGUUUCAUGACCACAUACGACACGCAAGGCAACAAGAUCAUCGACAUUGUGAAACAACCAGACUUUUUAAAGUUCGCUCAAACGAAAAUCAUGCUUGGAUGCGGGAUUGUUGGACAAAGCCGGUUCCGGAGAAACCAAACUUACCGAGACCAUAAGCCGCCGGUGUCACGCUUUUUGAACAGAGACAAAGCUCUUGCCCUGAGCCCUGCCAUCUCACCACCACAGGAAUCCCCGGCGUUUUUACCAGGCGGAUGGAGGGUUAUUGAAAACCAACACAACACAGACCAGGAAUCCGAAGACAUUGCAGCGAGCGAAGAUGAAGACGAAGUGGGACCCGCAUCAAGAAACGGACUUUACUGGGAUCGCUCUUUGCAGAAUCUGCAAGUUGUGGAACCGGUCGAAACGGAUUCUGACUAUCUCAACAGCCCCGAGCUACAGCGUCGCAGGUCGGCACUGUGCUUGUUUAACGGCUAUUCUGGCAGCAAUCAAUCCCCUGCCAAUCGUCUCAAAACUGAGACAGAUAUUGCGAAGCUGUUAAAUUCCAGCAACGCGCAAAUGGCCGAUUUUUAUUCGACAAAUUCUGACCUUGAUGACUACUCUAAGAUAUACCGGACACAUCUGGUCGUUGCUACCGAAUACAACGUAUUUGGGUGCGUCGAACGGGGCAUGUACCGGUACUACAGCUUGAAAUCAUGA
Molecule: messenger RNA, 2160 nt
Organism: Lachancea meyersii CBS 8951
Lineage: Eukaryota; Fungi; Ascomycota; Saccharomycetes; Saccharomycetales; Saccharomycetaceae
Source: the annotation of a GenBank genome assembly